Molecule: messenger RNA, 552 nt
Organism: Triticum turgidum subsp. durum (durum wheat)
Lineage: Eukaryota; Viridiplantae; Streptophyta; Magnoliopsida; Poales; Poaceae
Source: the annotation of a GenBank genome assembly
AUGACCGUCGCCGAGCCGGAGAUGCCGGCGUCGGAGCGCAGGCUCGUGGCCCUCGCCAGGUGGGACGCGCUCAUCUUCCUGUACUACGGGAUCGUGUGGGUCGGCACCGCGGCGUCCCUCGCCAAGGUCAUCGCGCGCGGCGCUCUGGGCGAGGUCGAGGGUUCCGCCGUGCUCGCGGCGGCGUCCUGGCUCUCCCACCACUCCCUUAUCUUCGCUGCCGUGUUCACCCCCGUUGCCUUGAUUCUCGUCGGCGCCACCGGAGUGCGCUCCGCGUACAACACCAGGAAGGAUAUCAAAGACCCCCCGAAAACUCUUCACCAGGUUGCGCAGAUGAUGCUCAAGGAUCCUGUCAUUGUUGGAGCGCUUGUUUUGCUGGUCUUCCUCCCGCUCAUAAGUCAUGAAGAUUUGGUGGUCGGUCUGUUGCCUGUGAAAGAAUCUCAGAGGGAACAUGUUCGUUCAGUAUUGACGGAUGUAGGGUCAUUGGGUGUCAGCGCAGUAUUUUGUUUCAUCAUGUUGCCCACUACGGUGCUGAGGCAGUGGAGGAUGAAGUAG